Molecule: messenger RNA, 1960 nt
Organism: Ooceraea biroi (clonal raider ant)
Lineage: Eukaryota; Metazoa; Arthropoda; Insecta; Hymenoptera; Formicidae
Product: sodium/hydrogen exchanger 9B1
Biological process (GO): proton transmembrane transport
Cellular component (GO): membrane
Molecular function (GO): antiporter activity
Source: RefSeq, a predicted model, not a curated record
AUAUAAUGAAUAUAUCUCUCCUUUUAUAUAUGCGAAAUUAGUCACAUCACAUGUAUGUCACGUCCAUGCAUAUUUAUUACAAAUAAAUUCAUAAUUUCUGUUGAAUUUUCUUAUACAUUGAUUGAUAUCUAUUUGUGUAUAAUAGAAAUCAAAAUAAGGAAUUCAAUUCCAAGAUCAAUUUUGUAUGAACACAGCCACGUUGAUAUAAGUAAAUAAAGCCGCUAUCAUCUUAUGCAAUCUACUGCUGAAGACGAACCAACUACAUCCACCGUCAAGAAUGCGCGAGCAUCGAAUAACACACAAGUACGAGAAAAAUCAGUCCAGAUACAAGAGGAUAAAAAUGAAGACGAGGAAGACGAUGACAACACCUGCUGCCACCGCGCAACCUUUUGCAAUCCAGUAUUACGAGAGAUUAUCGUGACCGACGUAAUUUCCACGUGUUUCGAAUUACAACUGACAUGGGCGGAUCUUUUCUGGCUCGCAACCACGAGCGGCAUGACCUUACUGGCCUGGGCAUUCUUAUACUUCCUGUUGGGCGACGUGGUGCUACCCGGCGGCAACAUCUUCGGCCUCUUCAUCCUCGUCAUUUUUUCCUACGCACUCGGCUGGACUCUCGCCGGCAUUCCCCGCUUACACAUCCCGCCUAUCUUCGGCAUGCUUCUCGCCGGCAUAAUACUACGCAACACAGAUAUCUAUAAUAUACACGACGAGCUCGGACCGGGCACGACGUCCAAGAUCAGGACCUUCUGCCUGACCUUCAUCAUGGUACGUGCCGGCCUGCAGCUGACGACAACCGCCCUCAGAGCGCAUCCGAUGUUCGUGAUAAUCCUGGCGUUCAUACCGUGCACCAUCGAGAUGCUGAUUGUCAGUAUCUUGUGCAGAUACUUUCUUGAAUUUCCGUGGAACUGGUCUUUCAUGACGGGGACGAUCGUGGCGUGUAUGUCCCCUGUCGUAACAAUCAACUGCAUGCUCACUUUAGCUGAAAGCGGUUAUGGAGAAGACAAAGGGUUAGCCAGCUUAUUAUGUACAGCAGCAACCUUCGAGGAUGUACACAUCGUGUCUCUGUUCACCAUCUGUUUCUCUUUCGUUUUUAGCAACGAUGACAGGAGAACAGAAUGGUGGUCCUACAUCCCUGGCGGGAUUCGAGAUAUCCUCCUGGGACUUAUAGUAGGAAUUAUCUUGGGCUUUGCUUUGGCCUUUUUCCCUCAUCGCAAUCACAAAUACGUAACAUGGUAUCGUAUUGGUGGUUUGACUCUAGCAUCUUUAAUGUCCACCACAGCAGCAUCGAGACUGGCAAUUACAGGUGGAGGAUAUCUCGCUACCAUUAUAUUGUCAUUCAUAGCUCUUAGAGGAUGGCGAAUCUUGGAGAGUUCAUUUGAUACCACACCUUUUCAGAAAGCAUUUUAUUUUCUGUGGCAUUUUGUGCAACCAAUUUUAGGAGGUGUGAUUGGUGCCGAUAUUGAUUUUCGAGACUGGCCUAAAUCCAGAUUUGGACUUUAUCUCAUUUGCGUACUUAUGGGAGUAUCUAUGCGUAGUGGUACGGCCUUUUUAACGACAUAUAAAAUGCCCUUUUCGUGGAAAGAGCGACUUUUCGUUGCUAUAUCUUGGUUACCGAAAGGAACUUUACAAGCAGCAUUGGCACCGAUGGCAUUCGAGCGUGCUAGAAAAGAAGAUGAUCCUACGAAAAUCGAAUUAGCUCUCGACGUGGUGAGAAUAUCCGUAAUCGCCAUCGUAUUUCUAGCGCCACUUGGCGCGAUUGGUAUGAUGACUAGUGGCCCUUUCUUGCUGAAUAAGAUCAGUAUCGAGGAAUAUCAAAGGGAGCGAGAAAUGAGCUAUGCACACACCGUCGGACUACAACCUGUUAGAACACGCAAAAAGAAGGUAAAUCCUCUGCCGGAUUGAAUAAUAACUCGCUCGUUAAAACUUCCUCAACGAUAGAAUCAACUUUGUCGCAUUAUCA